AGCCACAAAGUCAUAAUUAUGGCUAACCCCCGUCUAUUUCUACAAUUUAUCUUGUUAUAAUCAUAUUUUGAACCUAACCCCAUGCCUAACGCUAACCUUAAAUUAAGACCCCAAAAAUAAUGUUAGUUUAAAUAAUUUUUUACGAUACAGACAAUUUUGACUUUGUGGCUGUGGAAACCCUAGGACGAUUUGACAGCAGUCUACCUAUCAAACAUGGCUGACCAAAACGAAACAUCACCUAAAGUAGAAUUCGGCAAUGAAUUACUAAACCCAUCUGAGCUGUUCGAAACCCGCACGCGCAGCCACAAGAUCCCGGUGCGCGGGCAGAAGGAUUUCAUUCCCACUGGGUCGGAUCAGCAAAGGGAUAGGCUUCAGCAGAGUUUGGACGAGCACUGGAAUCUAGUAUCUGAGGAGCGAGUGGAGAGGUUAGGGAACCUGGUGAAGGCAGUGUGGAUUUCCAGUGACAUGAUAGUGGAGCUGCAGUCACCAGCAGGGAAGUUUUGGCAGACUAUGGGGUUUUCUGCCCAUGGUAAGCAAUGUCUACAUCCAGAAGAGGCUCUCUAUCUAAUGGAGUGUGGAAACCUGCAAGUGUUCUACCAAGACCUGCCACUGUCCAUCCAAGAGGGCUAUGAGAGAUUUCUAUACUCAAAGACAAUGAGUAUACAGCAUUACCAGGUUUUUGGCCAUUUGAAGCGACUUGGCUAUGUGGUGAACAGAUUUGAUCCCAGUUCUGUGCCAUCGCAGUAUGAGAGGCAGUUGAACCUGCCCCAGUCCCGAGACACAUCAGGAAGACUUCCGAAGAGGAAACGCAGCCACAGCCCCACCUCCAGGCACACAGGAACACAGGAGGGCCCCACUUCUAAGAGAAUGGAGGAGGAGAAAGACUGUAACAGAGAGGAAGAAGACAAGAAUCCUGACUCUCUUCCAGAUCUUUCAGCCCCAGACAUUGACGAAAUACAGACAGCAUCACACGUUGACCCCACCACUUCAACCGAGGGUGGCCAGGGCAGGAGCUGGUGGUCAAAGGAAGGCUCCCCAGACCCUGACUCUGACCUGCCAGGUCAGCCCCAGAGCUCCCCUCGCUGGGACUUCAGCUGCAUCCCCUUCCCAGACCUGGGCUCCAGACGCUGGCUCCCCAGCAGCCUGACUUCCCCAGACCCCUGCCUGCUGCCCGGGGCUGUGGGGUCAGUGGGGGCCUGCGAUGUGGCCCCCUGGCUGCAGAGGCUCAACCUGCGGGAGGUGAGGAUGUCCCGGCGUGAGUGGGAGAGGGAGCGGGACAGGGACCGGUACCGUAGGGACAUCAACCAGGACAGAGAGGUACAACGUUGCAGGAACUGGGCGGAGUACCAGGAGCUACAGGAGAGAAGGAUUCAACGGAGCCGCAGAGAUAGGCCAGCACACCUGUGGGAGGGGCCGGUCACACCCCUACAUGACCCUGCACAGGUCACUUCAACUGGUGAGCUGCUGGAUAAAAUCAGUGUGAUCAAAUCCACACGGCUGCUGGAGGGAGCAUCCAGUUUGAAAGGUUCAGAGGAGUGGAGAAUCUGUUUCAACAUUUACCAACCCGACACGGUCGCUGAAUUCAAGAAGAGCGCUCCCGGAAAACCCUAUUCUCGCAUGUGUGUGUGCAGUUUUGAUGGUCCAGUGCCUGACUUGUGGACACUGAAAUUGCUGGCUUUCCAGAGUGGGGACAUCCCGGUCACCUAUGCAGUGGUGGACCAUGGGGACAUCUCCUUCUACUCCUUUAAGGACUUCCAGAUACCCACAGACGCGUCCUUCUGAGGGCCUGACCACAGCAAACAGUCACACAGCCCUGGUUUAACUACUGCACCAUGCCAGGGCUGCCUGCGGUGGAUCAGAAACUCUGCAACUGGAACUAAUGCCAAAGAAAUGAACGAAAUGGAAUUCUCUUAGUGAAUUGAUGGACUGCAGUCCUCACACUGUUUGAUGCUGUGGUAUGCCUUCCUCCUGUGUUGCAGACUUCUUUUAGUGGCAUAUGAUCGUCUGCAUCUGAUUGAAGGUAACCUACAUUGUCACCUCUCCAAACAAUGUCAACAUGUCUUAAAUCAAGCAGGGUUUUGUAAAGCCUCUGAAGAUUUUGAACCGAAUUGGCUCGGUUUUCUUCUGCCUUUAUCUCAUCACCACCAUUGGUUUUCUGGUAUUCAUAUACUGUGUGACUUCACUAUGUAUGCACUUACUAUAGAUGCGGUAUGUGUAGAUCAUACGUAUAUCUCAGCCCUUUAUUUUUGUCUAUCUGCCCAUAUUUUAGAUCCAAUCAGCUUUACUGACUGGCCUUUUGUUGUUGUAACCUAACCAGUUUAGGUUACCUGACUCCUGUUCUCUAUGUUACCCAUAGACAGGCUAGACAAUUUUUUACAGUUUCAUUUUUAUGAAGCUUGCAUUUAAUUGCUACUCCCUGUUUCACCCAACCAGCUUCCAUUCCCGUCACAAGGGGAUUUAUGGCUGAUUUAAAAAUACAUUUUAAACCCUGUUACGGUCCACCUUGUUACUUUAUUUAGCCCUUAAUAAGCACUUACUGUAGUAAUAUAUUUAACUUCUUUAGAUGAGUAAACAAGUUUUAUGAAGUUGAACAUGUGCUCUUUAUGACAGAUUGUUAAAAUGAGGUGAAAUUAACAAAAUAAUUUGACGAAGUUACACUUCUCAAAUGGCACUGAAUUUGUGGAAUGACCCAGAAGGUUUUGGCUUGAACACUCUGUACCUCUGACAAUGGCCCUGAGUAAAGUCAACUAGACACGUGAUUGGGCCACACUCACAUAAUGUUCUCACAUACAUAUAAAACACAGCCCUCUCCCACUUGGGCACCAUUCUGCUGGACCUAUGAGCCUAAACAUACAGCAAUGAGCACUCUGUGGCUUCUGUGUUCACUCGCUCUAAUAGGUGAGUUCUCAUUUUUGAUUUCGCUCAGCUCCUCUUUCUCCUUGUUUGUCUUUGGCUUCUAAGAAAACAAUACAUUUUUUGGCACAUUAUUGAAAAUGGAACUUGCGUAUGAGUCCCAUAUUCUACAACGUAUGGAUAACCCAUCCACUGUGCCACUAUUUGUAUCAGUUGUGAUCCAUGUCUUCUGUAAUCUAAGAUGGGGUCUACUCUCCUAAGCAGGUGUUGUCUCCACUAUGGAGGACUGUUCCUAUCAUCGUCUUCAGGAUCACUUGGGUCUGUCACAGAAAAAUGAAAGCACAACAGGUCUGCGGCCUGUGGUGCACUGGACCAAUUCUACACUAGUUAUGGUAGACAUGAUUCUGUUUGGUAUUAUCGAUUUGGUAACUGUUUGUCUUUAAACCAUCUGCCAACAUUUUGUUGGGUGAGCUCUGCCCUGAAACUCUGCAACUGGAACUUAUAUAUAUACAUACAUACAUACAUACAUACAUACAUACAUACAUACAUACAUACAGUGAGUAAACAGUAUAAAAAUAUAUGAUAUGUUGAUAUCAAUAUUAUAGUAUAUCAACAAUUAAUAUAAAGUAUAAUAAUAAUAUUGAUAAUAUAAUCUAUCAAUAAUGAUAUCAAUUUGAUACCCAACUGUGCAGUUGAUAACAUGGCAUACAACCGUUGGUUGAUGCAAUAUAGUUGGCCUGGAACGAGACCUAUGUUUGAUGCAACACUUGGAGGAUCAUCCAUACAAGUUGUCUUACAGGAGACAAGUAUUGAAUUUUUUUGUUGUAAUUUAUGUAUUAUGAGUACGUAAUCUAUACAGUGGCUUCAGAAAGUAUUCACACCCCUUGACUUUUUCUACAUUUUGUUGUGUUACAAAGUGGGAUUAAAAUGGAUUGAAUUGUCA
Messenger RNA from Salmo salar (Atlantic salmon), 3796 nucleotides. RefSeq names its product tRNA-splicing endonuclease subunit Sen54-like. The record is from RefSeq and is a predicted model, not a curated record. Lineage: Eukaryota; Metazoa; Chordata; Actinopteri; Salmoniformes; Salmonidae. Gene Ontology annotation, biological process: tRNA-type intron splice site recognition and cleavage. Gene Ontology annotation, cellular component: tRNA-intron endonuclease complex.